Molecule: messenger RNA, 1524 nt
Organism: Oldenlandia corymbosa var. corymbosa
Lineage: Eukaryota; Viridiplantae; Streptophyta; Magnoliopsida; Gentianales; Rubiaceae
Source: the annotation of a GenBank genome assembly
AUGGGGAGGAAUUCCCUUUUGUUGUUGCUUGCCCUGUUGGUGGCAUUCUGUGCACUUUCUGCCACCACCGUUGGCGGCGGUUAUGUUGACCAGUAUGAAGGUGGUGGCGGCGGCGGCGGUGAUAUGGAACCGGAGGAAGGAGGAGGAGGAGAAGAAGGAGGAGAUUCUCCGAGGGGAAAUUCCAAGUUCUUGCUGCAAGAUUCUACCAGGGUGGUGAGGACUGAUGCAGGGGAAAUGAAGGUGUUGAGGGGCGGCGUUCAUCGAUUCUGGCGGAAUCCGAUGCAUAUCGGAUUGAUCACUAUGGAACCCAACAGUUUGUUCAUCCCUCAGUACCUUGAUUCCAGUCUCAUUCUCUUCAUCCGCAGAGGGGAGGCAAGAAUUGGGCAUAUCCAGAGCGAUGAGUUGGUUGAAAGGACAUUGAAGACUGGUGAUGUGUAUAGAAUUGCAUCUGGCUCGGCUUUUUACCUUGUUAACAAUGCUGAAGGUCAAAGGCUUCAUGUGAUCUGCAGCAUUGACACUUCUGAUAAUUACGGAUGGCAAUGGAAUAGGCAGGGCUUCCAGUCUUUCUUCGUUGGUGGUGGACUGAAUCCUACAUCUGUACUUUCUGGGUUUGAUCACAUGACAUUGUCUACUGCAUUUAAUGUCUCAACUAAUGAGCUGAGGGAGAUUUUCACCAGUCAACAUCAAGGCCCGAUUGUUCAUUUAUCCGGUUCUCGCGCACCGGGGGUUUGGGCAAAAUUCCUGGAACUGAAAGAACACCAGAGAUUAGCCCAACUGAAGAGAAUUGUGCAUCUUGAGGAAGACUCAAAGCAAGAUGAUGAUGAAGAAGAAGAGAAACAACCAACUUGGUCAAUCAGGAAGUUCUUGAAAUCCAUCAUUGGAGAUGAAAACCGGGACCGUGGUGACAAGAGAGGCAAAGGUCCUGAUGCUUACAAUAUCUAUGACAUGAAACCCGACUUCAGUAACAACUAUGGAUGGACUAAAGCCGUUUCUGAGCAUGAUUACUCUCCUCUCCGCCAUUCUGACAUUGGCAUUUUCCUCGUCAAUCUUACCGCGGGAUCAAUGCUGGCUCCUCAUAUCAAUCCAAGAGCAACAGAAUAUGGUGUGGUCUUAAGUGGAAGUGGUACCAUUCAGAUAGUUUAUCCUAAUGGAACACUGGCCAUGAAUGCUAGAGUCAGCGAAGGAGAUGCAUUUUGGAUCCCAAGAUAUUUCCCCUUCUGCCAAAUUGCAUCAAGAACCGGCUCUUUCGAGUUCUUUGGCUUCUCGACAUCCGCGAGAAACAACAGGCCACAGUUCCUUGUUGGAGCAAAUUCCCUGUUGCAGAACAUGGCUGGACCCGAAUUUGCAGCUGCAUUUGGAGUGAAUGAGGACAGGCUGCGAAAGAUAGUCGAUGCUCAGCGCGAGUCGACUAUAUUGCCUUCUGCAAGCGUCGCGCCGCCCGACAACAAGUUGGAAAAGGCUAAGAGGGUGUUGGAUAAUGUGAUCAGGAGCUAUGGCAAUGAUAUGAUCAUGGGAUUUGAUUAG